Messenger RNA from Solanum dulcamara, 1996 nucleotides. RefSeq names its product probable N-acetyltransferase HLS1. NCBI's taxonomy places the organism in Eukaryota, Viridiplantae, Streptophyta, Magnoliopsida, Solanales, Solanaceae. The transcript is spliced from 3 exons. The coding region runs from base 299 to 1552 and encodes 417 amino acids. The record is from RefSeq and is a predicted model, not a curated record. Gene Ontology annotation, molecular function: acyltransferase activity, transferring groups other than amino-acyl groups.
AGAGCGGCCAAAAUCAGUAUAAAAGGGAGUGGGCAGCGAAUUUACAUCGGAAGAAGUAAGGCAUUAUCCUUGUUCAAAUUUUGCAAAUCAUAACCGACUACUCACCUUCACUCUCUAACGAGACACCCAGAAAUAUAGAAAUAAAGGUUUUUCUUAACGGCCCCCUUUCUUUCAAUCCUUUUCCCCCUGUUUUUUUAAUUCCUCUGCUACACUUUCCGCAGCCUUUAAAAGUAAAUUAAAGCAACAUUUCUAAUUAAUUACAAAUAUUUACUUACAAUUUAAAAGUUGAAAAGAGAAGAUGAUGACACUUAAUGAACAAGUGAGGAUAGUUGUGAGAGAAUUCAACGCCAAGAGAGAUUGCAGAGAAGUGGAAGAGGUAGAAAGAAGAUGUGAAGUUGGUCCUAGUGGAAAACUCUCUCUUUUCACUGACCUAUUAGGUGAUCCAAUUUGCAGAGUACGCCAUUCCCCUGCCUAUCUCAUGCUGGUUGCAGAGAUAGUGGUGGAAAAUGGAGAAGAAGAAAAAAGGGAGGGAAUAGUAGGGAUGAUAAGGGGCUGUAUCAAAAGCGUUACGUGUGGAAAGAGACUGUGGAGGAACAAUCACGAAUUCCCCAAAUUGCCUCAUCAACAACACCUCCCUGUUUUCACUAAACUUGCCUAUAUUCUAGGCCUUCGUGUCUCGCCGCAGCACCGGAGAAAGGGAAUUGGGUUGAAAUUGGUGCGGAAGAUGGAAGAAUGGUUCAGAGAAAACGGUGCUGAAUAUUCAUACAUAGCUACUGAAAACGACAAUCUAGCUUCUGUGAAACUCUUCACACACAAAUGCGGCUACGCCAAGUUCCGUACCCCAUCCAUUCUGGUGCAACCCGUUUUCGCUCACCGGGUCAAAAUCUCGAAAACUGUAUCCAUUUUCAAACUCACUCCAACUGAAGCUGAAACUCUAUAUCGCCAUAAAUUCUCCGCCACAGAGUUCUUCCCAAAAGACAUUGAUUCAAUUCUCAACAAUAAACUCAAUUUAGGUACUUUCUUAGCAGUUCCAAAGGGUACUUUUUCGUGUAAUUGGCCAGGUGUGAACGAGUUCUUAGCGGGUCAACCCGAGUCAUGGGCUGUACUCAGUGUGUGGAACUGUAAGGACGUGUUCAAGCUCGAAGUCCGAGGCGCAUCGAGGAUGACCAAGGGUUUAGCUAAAACGACCCGUUUAAUGGACCGGGCUUUUCCUUGGCUUAAGGUUCCGUCUGUACCCGAAGUUUUCAGGCCUUUUGGGCUUCAUUUUAUGUAUGGGCUUGGUGGGGAAGGCCCAUUAUCUGUGAAGUUAACUAAGGCCCUUUGUGACUUGGCCCAUAACUUAGCGGGUGAAUCGGGUUGCGGAGUGGUUGUGACGGAAGUAGCAAGCUGCGAACCGCUUAAGUUAGAAAUUCCACACUGGAAGAAACUAUCAUGCGCCGAAGAUUUAUGGUGUAUAAAACGAUUAGGGGAAGACUACAGUGACGGUUCUGUGGGUGACUGGACUAAAUCACGGCCUGGUCUUUCUAUCUUUGUUGAUCCAAGAGAAUUUUAACCUUUUUUUGGUUUCUCAUUUACGUAUUCAAGCUCGAUUAAAUUGAAAUUUUCGUCGCACACGGCCUUAUUGAGGAGAAGUGCUCCAUAGGUAAGGAUUUUUUUCUAUACUCAAAACUCUUCGGAGAUCUCUAAUUAAAAAAAAAUCUCAUUCACUACACCACAAUCCUUUCUAUCCGUGAUGAUGCAUCUUUUGGUGCUAGAGAAUUUUAGGGUAAAUAUACUUUGGAAGUCAUUUUCUUUUUGUAGGUUUUUCUUUUUGGGGUUAACUUUGUUUUAUAUUUUUAUAGAAGAAUUAGAGGUGAAGAAAGAAAAAAAAAAAAGAGAGGGAGUACCAGCACUUUUUGAUUGUCGUUGUUGUAAAGUGGGAUUGUAAAUAUCACUUUGUUUCUAACUUCUUCUUCUUUUUUGUAGUUUGAUGUGACGUUUUAGAUGAUCUUUCGUA